Entamoeba histolytica HM-1:IMSS is the source of this 2040-nucleotide messenger RNA. RefSeq lists its product as uncharacterized. Gene Ontology annotation, molecular function: sequence-specific DNA binding; DNA-binding transcription factor activity. Lineage: Eukaryota; Evosea; Mastigamoebida; Endamoebidae. The record is from RefSeq and is a predicted model, not a curated record. Gene Ontology annotation, biological process: positive regulation of DNA-templated transcription; protein autoprocessing. The transcript has a single exon. The coding region runs from base 1 to 2040 and encodes 679 amino acids. Gene Ontology annotation, cellular component: nucleus; endoplasmic reticulum membrane.
AUGAACCAAUCAUCACCUCCUCUUGUUCUUGUUGAAAGUGAACAAAUUCCAAGAACACAAAAUCAAAGAAAGAAAAAUUGGAAAUGUACAUUUCCUAAAUGUGAAGAAGCACCUAAAACAAGAUAUAAUUGUUAUGCACAUGUUUGGGAUGCACAUUUACGAACAGAACUUAGUAAACCAGGAAAGAAUCCAAAUAAUUUAUUAUUAACAACGUUUAAGUUAUCUCCUCAAAAAGAUGAUAUUAAAAGGUUGUGUGAGGAUUAUAUGAUUAAAUUGAUAGAUAAAUAUCCACCAACAAAAAUUAAAAAAAAAAUAAUAAUAAAUAAUAAUGAUGGUGAUAACAAUUUACAAUAUCCUUUUGCCUUUGACCCUAAUUCAAAGUCAUUUGACAAUGAAAUUCAUACUAAUUCAUCAUCAAAUAGUGUUAUUAAUAAUGAAACUACACCAAGUCGUUCAAUAGAAAGUGUUCCAAUAUCAUAUUCUGGAGCACCUCUUGCUAUUGACACACCUAUUGGAAUUGAAAUGCAACCAACACCAAUAAAACAAAACAUAAAUACAAAUGAAAUACAACAAAUGAUUAAAAUUCCAUCAACAGGAGAUUACCAAAUAUCACCAGAAGAUUUUAUUAAGAUUGAAAAGAUUAAUGAAAAUCUCAGACAAUUGCAUGUACUUGGAGAAAUAUUUGCAGAAAAUGGAUUUUUAGUAAGGUCAGAUGCACGAAGUAAAACUGAUAUUGAAGAAAUACACAAUUCUCUUAAUGGAAUUUUAUCUUUAGUUGGAGUGUCUUAUUCUUAUAAAAAUGAUAGUGAUAAUAAAAAAUAUGGAUUUGUUGCACAGGAUGUACAAAAGAUUUAUCCAGACUUAGUGAAAGAAGAUGAUACAGGAAAAUUGACAGUAGAUUAUUUAGGAAUUAUUCCUCUUCUUGUUGAGGCAUUAAAAGAAAUACAUAAUAAUGCACAAGGAUUAAGAGAAAUAGAAGAAAUAAAUGGUGUAUCAAAGAAAGUUGAUUGUGCAAUUACACAGUUAGAAAAAGUAUUAUUUGAAAUGAAUUGUAAUAAUCCCCAACGAGAAGAAAAAUCUAAAUUCAUUCAAUGGAAAAUACGUAUGAUGCAUAUAUUUGGACCAAUAUCAUUUUUAAUAUUUAGUUGUUUGUUUAGUACCAUUACUUGUAUAAUUAUUGCAAUUAUCUUUCCAUCAAUGUACUUUUUAAUGGGAAUAACAAUAUUAUUAUCUAUUAUAUUAUGGAUUUUUGUACUAAUUAAUAAAACAGAAGUAAUGAAUUUCUUAAAAACUAAAAAGGCAUUCUUUCCAAUAAAAAAUAAUAUCAAUUUUAAAUGGAGAUUAUCCCAAUAUAUUACGUGGUAUAUUGUUUUUUCACUUUUAAUGUCAAUGUUAAUGCUGUCUAUUAUCAUUGGAUAUCAUGUAAUAACUCUUGUUAGUUGUUAUAUUAUUGGUGUAAUAAUAUCAUUAGUAAUAUGUUAUUUUAUUAAUAAAGCAUCAUAUAGAUUUGGACUUCCAUAUCAAUAUUCAUUUAUUGUUUUAGUAAUCUUUCAAGCUAUUUGUAUUGCAGUUAUUAUUCUUUGUACUGUAUAUCAACCAUUUUAUGAAGGAAAAAAUUUUGGAGAUGAUUCUCAAUAUGUAGUUCAUCUUUCAGAUAAUGUAGAAGUAAGGCAUGUAACUAUGCCUCAAAUAUCAUGGAAUUGUUUUUCACCAAAAAUAAUUAGUGAACCUUAUUUACCAAAUGGAUUAUCAUUUAAUACCUCACAGAAAUUAUUUUGUUUAUCUCAUCCUUUUCUUAUGGGAAUUCCACAUGGUGACAUUGUUGAUUCAGUAGUUAAAGUGAGUCUUCAAUGUAAUGGAAUUGUCCUUCUUGAUUAUCCUACAUUAACAUUUAAAACAUGUGCAAAAAAUACUGAUCCAGGAUUAUGUAGUAUUAAUUCAUGUGGUUAUUGUCGUUCAUCAAAAUCAAGUUUCUGUGGGAUAUGUGAUGAUUAUUUUACAAAGCAAUGUCAAUCAGUUGCUGGUAUUUCUAAUUGUUAA